UUCAGCAGUUCGGUUCUCGGGAAAAAAGAAAAGAAUAAAAACAACUUGGUUUUAGGUAAACGGACUGAGAGAGGAAAUGAAAAGUUGUUAAAUAAAGCGGAAAUCCUAUUCGGUGGUAGCUGUAUCCUGUUGGCAUCAAAGGAAAAUGCGAUUCGGGACGUAAGGCAGCAAGCUCGGUGUGACUGUAUUUAUUUACAGAUCUCCUCCCCAGGAUUGGAAUCCUUUCGCGCCACCCGUUGCGAUUGAGGUAUUUGAAGUGGGUAUCAAUGCUUAAAUCUGUGAGAAAAACCCACCAGUGAUAUUUCAACUAGGGGUGGGUGUGGAUAACGAUGUAAAGUGGAAAGCGAACCAAAACGAAUGGACUGUCGACGGAUGGGCGAACGCGGAGACAAUCAUCGAUCGAAAAAAAAGCAUUCCAGAGCAUAGCAGUGAAGAUACGUAGAACCUGGACGGGCGAAAGAAGUGAGUCAGUCGGGAAAAGCCCAAGGAUAAAGUACAUAUCUAUGUAGAACAGCGUUUCUGCUUCUUCAUUCCGUUCCUUUCAUUGUCGUAGCCCUUUUCAACGGAAGCAGCCCUUUUGUAAAGCUUUGUUCGAAUUUCUCCUGUCGACCAUUUAGCGUUACACAAGUGAUGCAUUGAGGCAGCUGGCUGGUGCAUACUUGUGUGCAGUUUAGUGCCACGUGAGCUGUGUGAGUGAAUAAUUUUCGCAAAUGCUGGUCAGCUAGACAGACAACUAACCGGGAUCCUCAUCCCGAAUCGCCAUUCGAAAACAGCUGAAAAACGCCACCCAGCCACCCAUUUUUACGUUCUCUUGCGGGGCUAAUGUGCCCCCCAUUCAGUGUUGUUGUGUUGGUAAUACACACAUUUUUACUUCUCCGUGCCGUGGUCCUUCCGUUCUUCCGCUAUUGAUUGAGGCUACCAAAUAUAUGCAUUGGGAGACGAAGUGAGUUUAAUUUUUUUUUCUUUUUUCGUCAGUCUACGACGACGGUGGCGGCUUGUUCCGUUUUUUUUUCUGGGUAGUCCUACGAGAAGAACAUAAAAAGUGCUUUCAUUGGAGAAAAUCAAUUUCGAGCGAAAUAUAAGUGACGUGCUCAUUGCAGCUCGAGCGAGACGAGCAGUGGAAUGGAAAAAAAAAAUCGCGCGAAGCGUGAAGUGAAUGUUAAAGCUUUGCAGUUGAAAGAGAUCGCCAGAUGUGGUGAUGUGCAGUAAGGUGGGAACACAAACAAAGCUUGGUUCCGCGACAGACAUUGAGCGAAGCUGGAGUUACUCGGAAAAGCCUUUAUACACGCGACGAUUUAUGCUUUUCGAAGCAAGCGAACCGCGAAACGUUCCAACUAUACAAUCAGUUAUUUCGAAGAAAUACACUACCGAGGGUUCACAAAAACGUUAGUAACUGGAGGGGGUAAGCAAAUUUCAUAAAUCAUCCAGCUAGUGGCCGGGUUUCUCGUUCGUCUCACUAUCACUCGCAUAUCUAUUCGCCUAACCAGGACGUUUGAAACGACGCCGCGAAAAUGCCAUCGGCCACGAUAAACUAUGCCAGCAGCUGCAAAGCUGCUAGGCGAAAAUAGUUCCACACUAAAAUAGUCCCGCCCGAGAAAGCCGGAAACCACGUUUUAAAACGAUCGCUAGCAAAGAAAGCGAAAACUACGUGCUGGAGGAACUGCGGUUCCCGAAGAAGAGAAAAAAAAAUCGGUUGGCAGAGAUGAUCAAAAGGAAGAAAAACACUUGGGGAAAGUUCUUUGGUUGAGAGUGUGUGUGUGUAUGUAGUUGUUGUUGUGCUAGCACCGAGCAAACGUGUGUCGGAAAACGCCCACCACCCAACCAUACCACAGCGUCAGAUGAGCUAAAGAAGGAAAGUUUGUGUGCUUCCGGCAAACAGUAGUUUUUCUCCCCUCUGCUAUCAUCUGCUAUCUAUGUCUAAUGCUCACAUACAGCUAUUGUCUCGACUAAUAGUGUUAAAAGCUGCUGCCUUGCCGCAACUUCCGGUUUCGUGCUCGUCUCCUUACGGUUGGAGGAAAAACAACAAUCGUUCUUUUUUUUCUCUCUACUCUUUAGUAUACGCGCGAGUUUGCUUCUUGCAACCAGAGGAAAGCUAAGCCACCGGUGAGCUGUGCAAAGUAGGGGAAACAAGUGCGAAAGUUUCGAAAAGUCAUUGAUGCAAGAAAAGCGUACAAGUUGGAAUACAUAGUUUGUUUGAUAGAAGAAAAGUAAAAGUAAUCGCAGUGGGAGAAGAAUCACGUGACCAGUUUCACACGCCUUUGUGAGUAAGAAAAGUUAUCGGGAGAUCGUAAUAACAGUGCACAGAGAAAUAUUUACAAGCCCUGAAGGGCCAGCAAAGGAAUCGGCAGCAGCAGGAUAAGUUUGUGAAUACCACUUCGCAAGAAAUCGUUCGCACGAAUAGUAGAUAGUAGUUGCAAUCAGUAAACAGCAACAACAACAACAACAACAACGAAAAAGUCGGAAGUGAGCCAGAAAAUAAACAAGCGCCAAACUGUUACUCUGCGGUUGUUAUAUUUUCGAACGGGGUGCCAAAGAUAGCAGCACGGAAGGUCUCAGGAGUGCCCUAGCCCGUCUCCGCAGAUCGGGCCCACUCCCCAACCCUUCCAGUCCUGAACAUACUGAAGUUGUCGAUCGUACGUCUUCUGCGUCCCGAUGCCGCCAGCGAGAACGGGAUAACUCCAGAUCACCGGCACCAACACCAGCACCCCCUUCCACGCCGCGAAAAAUCAAAGUGCCACAUCACAGUGCAAUGACAGUGUCCGUCACUCAACCCCAGCAAUCGAUGGACAUCGUGUGCUGUAGUCCGAGUGCGGUCGGGUCCUCCACCCCGCCAAACAGCGCCCCCCAUCCGUCCAGUCCGGUGCACUCGAGUGGUUCCUCGGAAACGGACACUGUCGUCAGCACCCCACCAUCGUCAUCCUCGUCAUCACACACCAACCCCAGCACGGCCCUUCGAAGGUUCUACUUCCAAAAGGCCCGUGUCAGCAAACCAUCGAAAGCAACCGUCACCAUCGGGGUAGCUAGUCCCGUGGGCCCGGUAUCGGUAAUGACCAGCAGUACAACUCCAACUACCACCUCCUCGUCACCGUCCUCAGCCGUUCCGAAGGUGGUGGUCAUGGGUUCAUCUACCACCUCGGAAGCGACGAUCAACACCUCAACGGAUUCGGCAUCCACCCACGUGACCAAUGUGACCACGACCACCGACACCGAGACGAACGAUUCGAUUGAUUUGGGUGACACCUCCGGUCAGAGCGAACCUCUGCUCAGCUCCCUGGAAGACGAAAGUUCCAGUAUUGUCAUGAACCAUAGCUUCGGCGAUCGAGAUGAUGAAAGCAUCACCGUAAUUAAUGGACCAGACACACCGCUACUGAUCAACUAUCAGGAACUCGAAGACCUCUCACCGAAGACACCAAAAAAUUCACCGAAGCCCCGCACUGCCCCCAUGACCGCGACCACCCGUUUCUCGUUCGAUUCGCCCAACUCGCCGAAAAGUGGUCACAAGUCAACCCACGAGACACUGUUCAACUUUGACGAUUCGCCCAAUCCGAUACGUCGCCCUCCGCCAAAGAUUUCACCCACAGACUACACUCAGGAUCCAAUACCGGCGCAAGAGUCCAACAAAGAAAAUCGUCCGAAGGCAACGGCAGAAGUGAACACCGGUACUCCAACCAAGCGCGUUCCGCACUACAAAUCCCGGAAGGACCGAUUCAUGCAACAACAAAAACAACAAAGCGGAAAAGCACUGAACUCGGCACCGGCUGUAAGCGGCGGUAAAAGUCAAAAGUAUGACCCCGAUAUGACCAUGUUCCCGUUCGAUCGGGAAGCCAUCGAUUACGAUCGCAUCCAGCGGGAAUGUUUCGCGGUUGAGGAAGAGUUUUCCUUCCACCGGAAUCGUGAAGAAUAUUGCGAUUCUCCUUCGAGACCGACGAUAGAUUCGGAAAUAUUUAGCGACCAAUACUCAAUCUUCCAACAGUACGCGUACCUAACCCAACAGGAGCGCGAUGCGCUAGAGCGAACGCCUUCGAAACGAAACAAAAAUGAUCGAAUCGAUGCAUUCUCGCCGAAGAGAAAAGGCAACAGUAAGCACUCCGUGUCGCCUCAACGCCUCUCCAGGUUCGACCAGAUCGCGACCAAGUUUGACAUGAUGCCCUCGAAGUACGACAGUUCUACAAAGGGACGUACGAAAAUGAGUGGAGUGAUGGGUGGUGGAGGCCUUCCGGAUGUCCGGUUCGAUUACUUUGCGGAAACGUCUUGCUGUUCGUCCAGUGAUGAUCUGUCGUUGACGGCAGUGAAAGCGACACCAUCGACGGUUGCUUCCUCGGCCGAUGGAAAAGCGCAUGCGUCAACGGCAACGGCUUCGGUCUCUACUGGAUUACGAUCGGCCGAAGUCGUCGGAGGAGCAGGCGCGUUGGCUACCGGGGCUAUAAAUGUUACUCCGAACCCGAUGGACGGCGCAGUUUGUACGCAACCUCGGGCGACAAUAGUCGUACAGCAACCUUCGCUGAGCCUAGACUACUCGUCGGUGGAGACGAUUCUGCUCAAGAACGAGGGCGACUUCAUCAGCGUCGAGCAGGGCAAAGAGUUGUCCCGGAAGAAGAAACAGCAGCAGCGGGAGGAAAACAUGCGGCAGCUGCUCGACGUUACCAACUCUCUGACGACGGAGGAAAUUAAGGAUUUCGAAAUGAGAUAUGGAAGUCCACAUCACAGCCGAUCUCAAUCGGUGAAAACACCCGGUAGCCGAGCAUCGGGACGACCAAAUCAGCUAUGCCUGCCACAGCAACGAUCCAGAGUGGCAUCGAUGCCUAACACCGGCGUCGAGGAGGAAUACUACAGACUAAGGCAUUUCUCGAUCACCGGCAAAGGAGUCAUCAAUCGGGGUGAUUCACUCAAGAGUCGUCGGAGCAAGUCCAACAACAGUGUCGCCAGUUCCAAUUCCAGCACCGAACAUCUGACAGCAGUAGGAGCAGGAUCCGCCCGGACGUCCGCAACCUGUAGCCUGGCUUCCAGCAGAGAAAGCAGUACAUCAAACCCAGCUUCUGGACCAUACAAAGUGCUGAUGCUGGGUGGUGCUGCUGUCGGGAAAAGCUCAUUAGUGUCGCAGUUUAUGACAUCGGAGUAUCUGCAUGCCUACGAUACUAGCAUAGAUGACGACUCCGGCGAGAAAACGGUCUCGGUUCUUUUGAGCGGAGAAGAAUCCGAGCUAACCUUUAUCGAUCACAGUUACAUGGAUAUGACGCCAGAGAACUGCAUGUCCUCCUACGAUCCGCACGGAUACUGUGUAAUUUAUUCGUCCGCAGACCGCAGUAGCUUUCAGAUUUCUGAACAGAUUCUGCAGGUGCUGUGGACAACAGAAAACAUUGCUCAAAAAGCGGUCAUCCUGGUAGCAAACAAGGCCGAUUUGGCACGUAGCCGAAUGGUUACUUCAGACGAGGGCAAACAGAUGGCAACACAAUACGACUGCAAAUUCAUAGAAACAUCCGUCGGAAUCAACCACAACGUAGAUGAGCUGCUGGUGGGACUGCUUUCGCAAAUUCGACUUAAACUGGAGAAUCCGGAGAAGUCCAGGGAUCUCUUCCGCAAACGAUCGAUCCGAAAGUCGAAACGCCGUGCCUGUUCGCCACUCGGCGGUGCAAUUUGCCUGUCCGGGCUGGGCGGCGGCGGUGGUGGUGGCGGAACCAAUCCGAGCACACCGGUUUCGAUGGGCCCAGUUCCAGGCGGCGGGUUUGCGGAUACUCCACCCGGCAGUGCCCACAGCAGUCCCCGCAAGUACCGGGGCUCCCGAACGUCGGCCAGUCUGAAGGUGAAGGGACUGCUGGGCCGCGUCUGGGCACGCGAUUCCAAAUCCAAGAGCUGUGAAAAUCUACACGUACUGUAAGCGUGAGCUAUGGUAAUAGCGCAUAUUUCGUUCCAUCAUCCUACAUAAUAUAUACAAUACAUAUACAUGUGAGCAAUCGAAAGCCGGAUAUAGUAGUGUGACCAAAACAGAACAUAUUUAGUUCGGGACGAUUUUAAUUUUUUUAAGCGAAGUAUACUAGUCGAAGGCGUUUGAACUUUUAUUUAGAGUAACAGCAUCAAAAGCAGACAAAACCGGUUUCCUUUUUCAGAUACCAAUUAGGCUUAGGUUACGGUUUUUGUACAGUGAUAUUAAAAUUUGAACCAAUUUGCAUGAACUCAAAAUAUGUAAGUAAGCGUCGGUUUUAUUGUAAAGUGAAAUUAAUUUCAUGCAACUGUAUUAUGUGAUUAGUCUGUAAUGGGCGAUCCUUUUGGAAAUUUCAGCAAAAAAGAAAACUUCCUUUUAUAUAAUUUUUAUGCGCUAUACUUUAUCAGUUUUGUAUUCCUGUUUUUUACAAUCCUCUCCGACGUAUAUUUUAGAAGUUAGCAUUUAUUGGAUAUCAUACUUUUUUAACUAGGCUAAUAAAGUCCUCAACCUACGUUACACUUAUUGUUUUUAUUAUUUUCUCUGUAUCAUUAUCAUCCAUGUCCCAACAGAAAUCAGGUGAGAAGAAUAUACAUUCAUAGAAGUAACCGUACCUUCAAGAACAAAAAAAACCGCAAGUCAUCGACAACAAUUCUUUCCAGCAAUCCCGACAAGUGAAUUAUAUUUAUAGUGAAACUUUAUUACACCAAGAGCAGUAAGUGCCUUCUUUAGUUAAUUAUUCCACUUUGCGUUGGCGGUUGUGAACGGUGGUGUAUCUCUGGGCGAACAAACGCGUAGGUACGGUGCCCGUUGCCAUCGGUGGACGACGGUACACAAUUUGCAGAGUGGUCAAGGUCAUCUGAUUAAGUACAGUACGACGUCACAGUACAGGGAAACGGUUGGGUUAGGAAAAGUUCGCUCUCGGUGACGUAAAAUUUAUGUGAGGAGAAAUAAUCUCGUAUUAAUCACCACGCGUCUCCAUGGAAUUAUUUUUCGUGGAGAAUCGUUAUAAACUAAGCAUUAUACUAUGCAAAGCCAAUUUCUGAAAAUUACGUAAUUAAAAUAAGAAUACCACAAUGAUUUCUCAUUUCGCUGGCUACCGAACAGAUAUAGCAUUCUAUUUUGCUUCAUCUGUUAGAGGAGAAAGGCUCAUGCCGUUUUUUUUUUCAAAGGAAAAAACCAGGGCAGUUUUAUGUUUUAAUGUAGAUAUACGGAUAAAAUACGGCUAAACGUAUAGCUCUUUUGCCAAAAAGUGCAAACUUUAUCUAUUGCCUC
This is a messenger RNA of Topomyia yanbarensis, 7192 nucleotides long. RefSeq lists its product as uncharacterized. NCBI's taxonomy places the organism in Eukaryota, Metazoa, Arthropoda, Insecta, Diptera, Culicidae. Gene Ontology annotation, molecular function: calcium channel regulator activity; GTP binding; GTPase activity. The coding region runs from base 2750 to 5875 and encodes 1041 amino acids. The transcript has 15 exons. Gene Ontology annotation, cellular component: plasma membrane. The record is from RefSeq and is a predicted model, not a curated record.